Messenger RNA from Anolis sagrei ordinatus, 6337 nucleotides. NCBI's taxonomy places the organism in Eukaryota, Metazoa, Chordata, Lepidosauria, Squamata, Anolidae. The record is from RefSeq and is a predicted model, not a curated record.
CAUUUGCAGGGGCCAAAGCCUGCCAUUCUCUCUCUCUCGCCAGCGCUUUAUUUUUAGCCGGCCGCUCAGGUCGGCUGGGAUCCCGUUGCAAGAGGAGAGAGAGUGGGAGGAGAGAGAGAAGGAGAGGGAGGAGGAGGCUGGGACCUCGGCGGAGAAGGGACCGCAUGCCCGGCGGGGCUGCCUCCUCCUCCUCCUCUGGCUCCUGCUGCAGGGAGAGCGGCUUGGGGCUUCUCCCGUUGGGCUACUGCGGCAUCGCAGCCAGGGAAGGAAGGAAGGAGCUGCGUGGCCCUCGCCAAUGGCCAGCCCCGAGGACGCCCCCCGCCCCGAGCCAGCCUUGGCCGAAGCCCAGCAAUGGAUCGAGCAAGUAACAGGAAGAACAUUUGGUGAUAAAGAUUUCCGGUUGGGGCUGGAAAACGGUGUCCUGCUGUGUGAGUUGCUGAAUUCCAUAAAGCCUGGAUUGGUCAAGAAGAUCAAUAGAUUGCCGACUCCCAUUGCAGGACUGGACAACAUUGCCUUGUUCUUAAGAGGCUGCAAGGAACUGGGGCUCAAAGAAUCCCAGCUUUUUGACCCAGGAGACCUGCAGGACACCUCAAACAGAGCAGCAGUCAAGAAUCAUGAAUGUACUCGGAAGCUGAAAAACGUUUUAGUCACCAUCUAUUGGCUGGGAAAAACAGCAAACAGCAGCACUUACUUCAGUGGAGCAACGCUGAACCUGAAGGAGUUUGAAGGAUUAUUAACCCAGAUGAAAAAGGAUACUGAGGAUGUUGAGAGCCCCAAGCGCAGUAUCCGUGACAGUGGCUAUAUAGACUGUUGGGACUCAGAACGCAGUGACUCUCUUUCUCCUCCGCGCCACGGCAGAGAUGAUUCCUUUGACAGCCUCGAUUCCUUUGGCUCUCGCUCCCAGCAGACGCCGUCUCCAGAUGUGGUGUUAAGAGGAAGCAGCGAUGGGAGAGGAAGCGAUUCGGAAUCUGAUUUGCCACAUCGAAAGUUGCCAGAUGUGAAAAAAGACGAUAUGUCUGCAAGGCGGACAUCCUACGGUGAACCCAAAUCAGUUGUGCCUUUUAACCAAUACCUCCCCAAUAAAAAUAACCAGACUGCCUAUAUUCCGGCUCCUCUCAGGAAGAAGAAAGCAGAACGUGAGGAGUUCAGGAAAAGCUGGAGUACUGCUACUUCACCUCUAGGAGAGAGACCUUUCAGCAAAACCCAUCCUGAAACCAUAGAAGAAGAGCAAAGCGAGGUACUGGUACAAUCUGAAGAGGAUCUGGGCUGCACCAUUUCCACUGCUGUUCCCUUGGUUGAGCCAGUUCAGGCAGACAUAAGCCAACAAGACCCCUUACGUCAGUCUCCUACACAUUCUGCAAACAAAACAGCAGGGCCCAGAAAUAACGAAAAGGAUCCUGAGGAGCUCAAAAAGCUAAGAAGGCUUGAAGAGGCUGGUAUUAAAAUCAUGCCAGCAGCACAGCGCUAUGGAAGCAGUCAAAAGCACGUCUCUGAAAAGAGUGAGCUUACUCCAGACAUCAUCCUCCGCAAAGAAAACCCCUUUAUGCUGUGCUAUCAGCAAAAAGAUUCUGGCUCAGAAGACGAACGAGAUGAGAAAAUCCCUGACAUAGAGAAAGAUGACUUUGCCAUACGCAAAGCAAGAUUAAACCAACCCAAACUUACACUGCCAUUUCACCAUUACUUUCUGGGAUCCUGUACAAAAAAAGAGCGAGGUAAAGUGGAAGAAGGGAAGAAACAAAGCGAAAAAGAGGACAAUUCAAGUGGAAAGAAGGUACAUAUGAUUUCGACAAGGCCAGCAACAUUAUGUGAAGCCAAGCCGUGCCUGCCAUCUCUGGAUGACGGAUCUAAGGAGAGAAACCAAGCAAAACUUCCUGACACUCAGAGAGAUGGUCUGGCUAGGCGAAAAACUCAGGCUAACCCCUCCCAACUAGACUUGUCCGUUUUUGUGAAAGCUCCUAUAACACAAGCAGAUAAAGCUAUCUGGGAUCGACUAAAAGUUUCAGGGAAGUCCAGUGAUGAGGAGCUCACAGACACUCCAGAUUCACUGCUGUCUUCUGAAAUGACAGUGGAAACUGAUAACAGUUUUGUAAGUCCCAAAGUGCAAACAUGCAAGAAAACUACCACUCCCAAACAGAGGUUUGUGCACUUUGGGCCAGUGACAGAAAUUGACCAUCAGCAAUGGGAGCAGCCUUCCGUUACUAUAGCUGUGGCCAAAAACGAAAUGGAAGAGACAACUAAUAGGAAAAAUAUUGGGGCUCUUGGGGUAUCAAGUGGAACUUCCUCCUCAGUUUCUGUGAGCCCCGAGAAGUCUGUUGCUCAUGCUGAUGAAGGCCACAGGCCUCAUGCUAAUUCCAGUGAAAUACUAUUAUCCGAAAGGGAUAUGCAUAAUUCAUCUGUUCCGGAUGUUUGUGAUAAUCCCGAGAAGCAGAUACCUAGCAGCUUGAGUGAAUGGAAUGAAAGCAGCGAAGAAGAAUUGGAUGAGACGUUCCCAGAUAUUGAAAGAGAUGACAUGCUGGCUAGAAGAUUUGGAACUUUUCAGAAAUCUGCUAGCCCAGUUCGCACAUCUUGCUCUCCCAUUUCAGUAGUCGGUAGUCAUCAUCCAUUGAAACAGGAACAAAAUGUGAUUCUGUGCAGACAGUGGAAGACUCCACAAAAAGUAGAAAGAACACUGACUGGUAUAAUGCAGUGUGAAAACAGAGUGCCUUCACCUGCAUCUCUAAGUCCGGGUGUAUUGUGUGAAAAUGGCUAUGGAAAGUCAAACGAUCAAGAUGAUCACAGAAAUCCUACAGCAGGAGAGAAAGGGGCACUUAAAAAUACAGGGAACGAUGACAUGAUGGUGAGAAGAACCAGAGCUUUUCUGAAGCAGACUGGACCCUGUGUUAAACAGUUCCUCCCAGUUCCUUUCUCAAAGCAGCAGAAUGGUGAGGAAGCAGCUAAGGAGCUUGCAAAGACUGAACAGAAAAUGAAGAGUAUUACUGUGACGGAUUCAGUGGUCUCUGAAAACCAUCCAAGGCCUUGCAUGGAAAUCCCAGAAAGGCUUGUAGUGCAUCUUGAAGAGCAGCUGGAAGAAGAGAAAUCUAGCACCUCUAGUGAAAAAGAGGGUGUUUCUUCAGAUGCACAUAAGAAUGUGCUUGACCUUGAAUCGGUCAAAACUGAACAUUCUUCUGAGAUGCAGGAAGUUCUUGAAACAAACAGCAAAGAACUUAUGUCGCUAGAAGAUGAACCAAUACAAAUAUUCGGCUCCAGAACUCCUGUGUCUGAUGACGCAGAGAGUGUGAGCAUGUUUGACAUGAGAUGUGUGGAUGAGGCUACUGUAAUGCAGCCCCACAGCAAAGCACGCCAUGAGAAGCUGCAGACUAUUCAUAACCAGCUGAAGGAGGAUGAAGAUCGGUGGCAGGAUGAUUUAGCCCGGUGGAAGAGUCGUCGAAGAAGUGCUUCGCAGGAUUUACUAAAAAAAGAAGCUGAGAGGAAAAAGAUGGAACGGUUACUGACUGGAGCUGAGGGACCCAGUGAGCGAAGGAAAAGCAUCAAGACUUACAGAGAAAUUGUGGAAGAGAAAGAGCGGCGAGAGAAAGAACUACAUGAAGCAUACAAGAACGCCAGGUCACGGGAGGAGGCAGAUCAUAUUCUCCAACAAUACAUUGAGAGAUUCACCAUUAGUGAAGCUGUCCUUGAACGCUUGGAGAUGCCAAAAAUUCUGGAGAGAAGCCAUUCAGCUGAGCCAAAUUCAUCAUCCCCGCCUAAGGACCCAAACCCCCUGCGAUAUUUACGGCAACAGUCACUUCCUGCCCCCAAAUACACUGCCAAGGUUGAGGCAACCAUUGUUCCCAGUGGAUCCGAAGCCAGCAUUUCAACAGGUCGCACCUCUCCAAGCAAACCUUUUCCCUCCAAGGCUGUGCCUAUGUUGACACCCAAGCCUUACUCACAGCCUAAAAAUACCCAGCAGGUUUUCAGAACAUUUAAGGUAGAUGGAAAAGUCAGCAUGAACGGAGAAGCCGUCAAUGGAAUGGAGGAGGAGCGAGAGAGGGAAUGCACAGCGUUAAUUUUUGCUCCUUCACCAAGUCGCUCGCCAAAAUCCGACUAUGGGGUGGAAGUGGAUGGCAUCUCAGCGGAGGGAAAGCAGGAUGCCACAAAUCCUGAGCUUGUUCUGAAGAGACUCAUCGAGCACAAUAAGCACAGAGAGCAGGCCCUGUUGUCUGGCAGAAGAUUACGUGAAGACGUGAGCCCCUUAAAAAGCAUUGUAUGUGAGGAUUCUGUGACUGAAGAUGAUCAACCAACCAACCAAAUAAAUGAAUUUGAUUCAGAAAGACCGCCUCCAGCUUCGAACCACAAAGAAUUCAACACAGCGGUUUCCUGUGCCAGCCCAGUCGUGACCAGUGUGAAGUACUCCUCCCUCAGUAAUCAUUCCAAGGAAAUGACUUCAGUGGGUGGCCUGAAGAAACUUGAAACAGCACCCCAGAAGGAAGCACCACUUCUCCAGAAGGUAGAGACUUCGGGAGCUCCUGAACAAGAUGGAGGCAUGGUCUUUCCGCUUCUGAAGAAGAUGCCUGAGAUGAAUCAAGUUGUUUUGCAGAAUUCUGCCCUACAAGAGCUGCCCAACUGUGCCAGUGUUCCGCUUAAGGUUCGGAACGCCUGGCGGCGCUACCAAUUUUUCUCCCAGUCAGCUGACAGUGAUAACCGUGACAAGUUGAACCGUCUUGGUUGCUGGUCUUGGAAUCCAGAAGAGGAGCGUAAGCGACAGGAGCGAUGGCAGCAUGAACAGGAGCGCGUACUCCAGGAAAGGUAUCAGAAGGAGCAGGACAAGCUGAAAGAAGAAUGGGAAAAAGCACAAAAAGAAGUUGAAGAGGAGGAGCGUAAAUACUAUGAGGAGGAACGCAAGAUCAUUGAAGAUACCGUGGUUCCAUUCACAGUUACUUCGAAUUCUGCAGAACACUUGUCCACCUCUUCCUCCGUGACAGAUGGAAAUGGGACUCUGAAUACGAUAGAUAUGAGUAACUCUGAAGAGGAACAUAAGCAAAAAGACAGAACUCAGAAGAAACUAUUUUGUGAACAAGAUGACACUUCUUUCUCAAAAAGCAAGGAAUAUGAACCACUGAAGGAGAAUUUGAGCACUGUAAAUGAAAUAUAUGGAGACACUAAUCAGAGAAGAAGUGAGCAAGAAAACCAGAGGUCCAUGCCAGAAUGUACAACGCCCACCAAAAUGACUUUGCCAUUAUAUCAGGAUAUAUCACGGAAUCAGACAAAACAAAGCCCACGUGCUUCAGAUGUCAAACAGAAAAAUUCACCAUUGGAACAUAAUUUAGGUCCUCCAGUCAAUUCCGCAAAAGAAAUUCGGAGAGCUGGCUGUCGAGAGACCUCUAGAACUGGGUCAACAUCACCAGGUUCUCCUACAGUUCAAAGCCAGUCACCCAACAGGUCUAUCAGUGGCAAGAAGCUCUGCUCCAGCUGUGGGCAACCUCUUGGGAAAGGCGCUGCCAUGAUUAUCGAAUCACUUGGUCUUUACUUCCAUAUUCAGUGCUUCAGGUGUGGAAUCUGUAAGGGACAACUUGGAGAUGCAGCGAGUGGAACAGAUGUCCGAAUUAGAAAUGGUCUUCUCAACUGUAAUGAUUGUUACAUCCGAUCCAGAACUGCUGGUCAGCCAACAACUUUGUGACCCGGCUGUCAGUCCUGCUUCCACAUUUCUUCUGCAAGAAGGAGCAGCACUGCUAUGUUCCUGUCUAAUCACAUGUAAGAGCUUAUCUCCAUGGACUCCUUGGCUCUCACCUCAUCUUGGAAGGUUGGCAUAAAGGAAAAGACUCCAUCGGCUACUUUCAAAUGCAAUACAUGGACCUUUCUUCCUUAAUUCACUUCCAUUACCUGUAUGAAGUGUGUCCCUGGACAUUUCCCUUCUGGCCCUCCCAUGAAAGCGUGCUCCACAUUACCGGUUAUGUUUGUUGUCGCCGUCUGCUCUUUUGAAAGUAACACGGAAAUAAAGAUGCAAUAAACCUGUUCUGUUUUAAUAUAACUAGGGAUUGAGAAUUUUUAAGUUUACACAACCUUUGUAGAUGUUCUAUAAUAUGCCAACAUAUUAAUCUAUUUAGUUGCAUUUGAAGAAGAAGAAGAAAUAUUAAGCGGCAUCCCAGAAAGCAUAGUUUUCUGUUUAUUACUGAAGUGAUAACUUUUUUAAAUACAAAAGACUAGUUUGAUAAAGCAUACUGUAACUCUGAAACAUUUUACUAUAUUACCUUCAGCGGAGGGUAGGGAAUCUAUAAAUAAAUUAUUUCACCUUCUGUAAUCUCUCUGUGCAUACAAAGAUUCUCCCUAUAACAGUAAAUAAAGGCAUUUUCAGUAAACAUAA